Ilex paraguariensis (yerba mate) is the source of this 1158-nucleotide messenger RNA. Lineage: Eukaryota; Viridiplantae; Streptophyta; Magnoliopsida; Aquifoliales; Aquifoliaceae. The record is from the annotation of a GenBank genome assembly.
CUUUAAAACUCUCCUCGCUGUGCAAUUCCUUUCUCUUCUCUGCCUUUUCAGCCUCUUUUGCAACCCUAAUCAUUUUUGCAGCAGUAUAUUCUCUCUCUUCUUGUUCCAAUCACUUCACUCAGACCCAGUUCAGUUCCAUACCAUCAAAAUGGUGGGCUGCACAAUACGUAUAAAGAAGAGACAACCCGAGUGGCUGAGCACUUUAUUGUGCAGCAGGUUCUUUGGUGCUUGCGUUGAUCACUGGGACCUCCGGAAGAAUGAGAAAAACAUGUUUUGCAUUGACUGCAAUCUUUGCUUUUGUAAGCAUUGUAUAACUUCUUCGGCUCAUUGCCUUCAUCGAUGGCUUCAAAUCUGCAAGUAUGUGUAUCAUGACGUUGUUCGCCUUCAAGAAAUUCAGAAACACCUCGAUUGCUCUAAAAUUCAAACAUACAAAAUCAAUGGAGAAAAAGCUGUACAUCUAAAUCCAAGGCCUCAAUCAAAAGAGAUCAAACCAUCGAAAUCAAAGAGUGGGGCAUCCUGUGAAGCUUGUGGGAGGCACAUACAAGACUUGCCUAAUCGCUUUUGCUCUAUUGCAUGCAAGGUAUCAGUAAACGCUGAGAAGUCUAAAGACCCGAGCCAAAAGUUGAUCUCUGACUCUGACCCAGUUCCUGGGUUUGAUGGCCUGUCUUUGAAGGAGAACUAUGACCCAGAAAGUGAUAUAUAUGAAAAUGAAUCAUCUCUCUCCUUAAGCGAAUCAGCCGAGGAAUAUCAAGCCUGGGUGUCUUUAGCACUGAAGCCAAAGAAGCAAUUGCACAAGAGGAAGGGUGUCCCUCGCAGAGCUCCACUUCUUUAGCACCUAAACAUGCACAUUUUUCUCUUUGGAUUUUGCAUAAGGUAUAUUCACAGUGAGACCACAGUUCACUAUUCUAUCUAUAUGAUAAUUCAAAUAAAUAUAUCACUCUCAAACAGCCUACAAUUUUGGGUUUUAGUUGGGUUAGUUGAAGAGUGUCCCCAUCUUUGUCGAAGUAUAGAAAAUUCUAGUCAUUGUACAGCAUAAGGGUGGUGGUAUUGGCUAUUGAAUUGGUCAUAUAUGAUGGAUACUAGACUUUUGUAUCUAGCCUGAGCUUUUGAUUUGUUUUAUUAUGAUCCGAAUUUUUUGGUGGAUUUUGUAUCGUCAUG